UGUUCCAGCCUGCAUUUGCCGAGCCAAUUCGAUUUUAACUUGUAAGAGGAGAAGUGUUACGACACGCGUCAUUCCAUUACAAAAGUCCGGAUUGCGCGGUUUAUCGGUUAGUAUCAGUAAUAAGCAUGCUCGACCACUCACUUCAUCGAGGGAAUAUCCGUGCGUUGCUAACUCCAUUCGCGGGUGGCGAAAAAUGCUCACCCUCACCUCCGCCAGCUCCGCUCUAACAUUAUUCCCGGAAUGCAAAACCCAACGGCGCCGAUUUACAAUUUCGGCGGCGGCGGAUGAUAAGUUCCCUUCCUUUCUACCAAAGCAAAUGGAAGAAAUCAAAGACCCAUUUGCCCGGAAACUCGCCACCCGAAUCGAAAGACUGCCCGUUAAUGCUAGCUUCUCAGAAAAAAGCAUUAUGAGUAGUUGCGUGAAGCCAUUGAUUCAGAGCAGCCAAAAUCCAGUGGUUCUCCUUCAUGGCUUUGACAGUUCUUGUUUAGAAUGGAGAUACACAUUUCCAUUGCUUGAGGAGGCUGGUUUAGAAACUUGGGCUAUUGACAUUCUUGGUUGGGGUUUCUCUAAUUUAGAAAGAAUCAAGUCAUGUGAUGUAGCAUCUAAGCGUGAGCAUUUCUAUCAGCUAUGGAAGUCAUACAUCAAAAGGCCAAUGACAUUGAUCGGGCCAAGUUUGGGCGCUGCUGUUGCAGUUGAUUUUGCAGUCAACAACCCGGAAGCUGUUGAAAAUCUUGUUCUGAUCGAUGCAAGUGUAUAUGCGGAAGGCACGGGAAACCUAGCAAAGUUACCUCGAGCAGCAGCCUAUGCUGGGGUAUCUAUAUUGAAGAGCUUCCCGCUACGCUUAUAUAUAAAUUUUUUGGCAUUCAAGGGUGUGUCAUUUGACACCGGCUUAGACUGGGUUAAUAUUGGUAAACUGCAUUGCCUAUAUCCUUGGUGGGAGGAUGCAACCGUGAGUUUUAUGAUCAGCGGUGGUUACAAUGUCAGCCGACAGAUAGAUCAGGUGAAGCAGAAGACACUUAUCAUAUGGGGUGAGGAUGACCAGAUUAUUAGCAACAAGCUAGCAGUGAGACUGCACUGUGAACUGCCGAAUUCAAUUAUUCGCCAAAUACCCGAUUGCGGUCAUCUUCCUCAUGUAGAAAAGCCAGAUUCUGCUGCCAGAUUAAUCUUGGAAUUUUUGCAGAAUUACAGCUGCCAGAAAAAGGCCCAGCUGGCCCCUACUGAAGAAGUUGUGUAUUAAUCGUGCAUGACUGAAAGUAAAGACGCAGCAUAUGUUAUAUAGCUUUCAUCAUAGGUAUGUUGAUCAUAAUGAUUAUCUUCGUUUCCACAUCUUUCUUGUGCCGAAAUUUACUGCCAUAGCGUCAUUUCAUUCAUGUUACAAACUGUUGUUUUAAACCCAAAGCAAAUAAUAUGGAGUUUCCCUUGAAACUCGCAAUUUAGGCCCAAUUUAAAAUAAAAA
Gossypium arboreum is the source of this 1456-nucleotide messenger RNA. RefSeq lists its product as uncharacterized. Gene Ontology annotation, molecular function: catalytic activity. The transcript has 10 exons. The record is from RefSeq and is a predicted model, not a curated record. The coding region runs from base 194 to 1237 and encodes 347 amino acids. Lineage: Eukaryota; Viridiplantae; Streptophyta; Magnoliopsida; Malvales; Malvaceae.